Molecule: messenger RNA, 2294 nt
Organism: Cololabis saira (Pacific saury)
Lineage: Eukaryota; Metazoa; Chordata; Actinopteri; Beloniformes; Belonidae
Product: galectin-3-binding protein A-like
Exons: 6
Coding region: 1-2046 (681 amino acids)
Cellular component (GO): membrane
Source: RefSeq, a predicted model, not a curated record
AUGUCUCCCUCCAUGUCUCCCUCCGUGUCUCCCUCCGUGUCUCCCUCCAUGUCUCUCUCCAUGUCUCCCUCCGUGUCUCCCUCCGUGUCUCCCUCCGUGUCUCCCUCCGUGUCUCCCUCCAUGUCUCUCUCCAUGUCUCCCUCCGUGUCUCCCUCCAUGUCUCUCUCCAUGUCUCCCUCCGUGUCUCCCUCCGUGUCUCCCUCCGUGUCUCCCUCCAUGUCUCUCUCCAUGUCUCCCUCCAUGUCUCUCUCCAUGUCUCCCUCCAUGUCUCCCUCCAUGUCUCCCUCCAUUUCUCCCUCCAUGUCUCCCUCCGUGUCUCCCUCCAUGUCUCCCUCCGUGUCUCCCUCCAUGUCUCCCUCCAUGUCUCCCUCCGUCUCUCCAUGUGUUAUGGCUAAAAGCAGUUUUUCUGAACGGAACCUCUACGACUCUGUUGGACACUGCUCGAGUGACCGCGACUGUCAUGAGGAAGGUUUUAUCAGGCUGGUGGGAGGACAAGAGGAUUCAGAAGGCCGUGUGGAGAUCUUUCAUGAUGGAGUUUGGGGGACUGUGUGCGAUGACAGCUGGGACUUACAAGACGCUCAUGUAGUGUGUCAACAACUUAAUUACCCGGAGGCAAGGGAAGCUCCAGAAUCUGCUGCGUUUGGACAGGGGGAUGGUACCAUCUGGAUGGAUGAUUUGGGUUGCAGUGGAACAGAAGCAGCCCUGCCCCAGUGCUUUUUUCCUGGAUGGGGCAUCCAUAACUGCGGCCACGGUGAAGAUGCAGGCGUUAGAUGUGAAAAAGGGUCUAACAGCCGUGAGUACGUUUUGGGCAAAGAUGCAAGCCUCCCUUCUCAGCUGGGGGACUUGUUUGACAGUGGACGCGACUGUGACUUGAUCAUUUCAGUGAUGGUGGACAACGAGACCGUGGAAACAGUUUGUGCUCACAGGCUCAUAUUUUCUCUUAAUGCAAACCUCAAAGCUUCACAGCCAGAUUUGCGUAGCCUCAACAUUAGCUGUGCUUCUGAGUGCGUUCAACAUGCCAGCACAUUGGUCAGGUACGUCUACACGAGAGAGAUUCAAAUCACAGUAGCCUCUGCUCUUUGCAUUCUGAACAUGGCUUCAGAGUGGGGCCUGACAGAACUUCAGGAAGACAUUGGAAAUAUUUUCAGAUUUUUUCUCCCAGAGGACCCCACUUUCCAGAGUCAGGUCUCUUUUUAUCAGUAUGCAGUCCUUGUAAAUAACGAGACUUUGCAAGAAACCUGUCUUCAGUUCCUGGCGUGGAACUGUGAGGCGCUGAUCCACUCCCCAGCGUGGACCGGUUUACCUUUCCAUCUGGUCAAAGUUCUUCUGUCCCGCUCAGACCUCGUGGUGCGUAAUGAAACCGUCAUUUUGCAUGGAUUGGAGAAAUGGGCGGCAGCACAGGGAAACACAACUAUUCCCGGCACCCUUUUGAAGCUUGUGCGCUUCCCCAUGAUAUCAGCUGAAGACUUAUACAACCUUGAUGGCUCACAGUACCAAACCAGCAAGUUGCAGGGGUUUCAGUUCAACGCUCUGCCUAUCAGCAUGCUGCUCGGUAACAUGACAGAGGAGCAGGACGUCUACACACCCAGGAUUUACACCGGCAGACCAUGGAGCUUCACGUUCAGAACUCAGGUGAUCAGCGGUUACAACCGUUCUGGUGUCUACAUCAGCGGCCUGACCUCUGAUUUCCAAACACCCGUUCACAACAGUGCCUACUUUGCUUUUCACACCGUGAGCUGGAAAACAAUCGUCUUUGUCAGUACUGAAGACUGCACAAGAGAAUACGUGACUUGUCCUUCUUUACCAGCAGUUAGCUUAAAGAUUCAAGAAAAGCAGAAUAGUUUACCCAGUGAGACGGAGGCGCGCAUUCGUUACAGAAAUAAGCUGGUCCUUAUUUGUGAAGGGAGGUAUGUGUCCCAUGUUGAAGAAUUUGAUGAUAAUGACAGCUUUUUUUUGUUUCCAAACAUUGCAGAACAGAAGUAUUCAUGCAACAGGAAUAUGUUUUCCUUCCAAGUAGUAGUGUGUCCUCACUACUCAACAGAUUAGUUUCAGCAUCUUAAAAAAAACCUCAGCAAUUGAAGUGCAGCAUAUUAGGGGUGAUAUCUGUAAUCCUCUCACUUAUAAAAACCUACGAUCUACACAGGAUCACAAGAACUGUGCAGUGUAUUCUUUCUUCUUUUUUCAGGUGAUUGUGUUUUUGACGGCUGUCUUGGACUUAUCUUAUUUUAUCUGUGCUUUUUAGAUAAUGAGUGAAAUAAAAGUGUUUCACUGGUGUUAAUCGGUUUAUGUUACCA